Molecule: messenger RNA, 1268 nt
Organism: Nymphaea colorata (pocket water lily)
Lineage: Eukaryota; Viridiplantae; Streptophyta; Magnoliopsida; Nymphaeales; Nymphaeaceae
Product: transcription factor MYB8-like
Exons: 3
Coding region: 181-1143 (320 amino acids)
Source: RefSeq, a predicted model, not a curated record
GGCCUCCCCACUGGCCCUCGUGGCUCCUUCUCAGCCGCUGCCUCUGCAACGCCCCUUCGACUCUACUCAUGCCCUCCGCACCUCUCUCACUAUUACCAUAUUAUUAUAUUCUCACUCAAUUCACUCACGCUACUCGUGCAACCCCCUUCUCUCACUCCCUCUCGCUCUAUCUCUGCGACUAUGGGUAGAGCGCCCUGCUGCGAGAAAGUUGGUUUGAAGAAAGGGAGAUGGACGGCCGAAGAAGAUGAGAUCCUGAGAAAAUACAUUCAGGAAAACGGAGAAGGGUCGUGGAGAUCACUGCCCAAGAAUGCAGGGCUGAAGAGAUGUGGAAAGAGUUGCAGGCUCAGGUGGAUCAACUACCUCAGGUCGGACUUGAAGAGAGGCAACAUUUCCCCCGAGGAAGAACGGAUCAUCCUCAAACUUCAUGGGUCGUUUGGCAAUAGAUGGUCGUUAAUAGCAGCGCACUUACCAGGAAGGACCGACAAUGAGAUAAAGAACUACUGGAACUCACAUCUAAGCCGGAAGAUCCUCAAUUACAGGAAGGGAAGCGAUGGGCAGCCUCUUAUAAUUAACACCGGAAAAUUUACCGGUGGAAGUAGAAAGAAGAGAAGGAGCAAGACCGGAAAUCUUGUAUCCGAGAAGCCAGGUACCUAUGAGGCCAAGAGAGAGAAAGACGAGACGGCAGCAGGCACGGCUAUCAGAAAGACCACACAUAGGGUGAGAUCAGAGAUGGCCACGGAUAUGGGCUGUCCCUAUACUCUUGGUCCUAGUGAAGAGAGAGAAAGCUGGGAGCUGGGACUUCUCGACGACGGAGAGAGCGUUGAAUUUGGAGCUUGUCAAGGGAGAGAAAGAGGGGAGAUAAGUGAUCAGUGGAAGGGUGAAGUUGGCUGGCAGAGAGAGGAGGUAAUUGCAGGCAAGUUUAACGUGGAAGAAUGGUUGGAUUUUGAUUGGGAGAGUUUGGAGGAGAAGUUGAGGGUGGAAGAAGGGGAGGAAAUUGUAGCGUCGUCAUGGCUAUGGGAUCUGCAGGUUGCCGAGGAUGGACGCCGAGUUGGGUCUCGAGAGGACGACUGCGAAAGAAGCCAAGAGUCAAUUGCAGCUUGGCUUCUCGCACCGGACGAGGAUCACGUGGGAAAGCCACUGUAGUCAAUUUCUUUGUUUUAUGAAUGUGCAAUACAAGUUGGUUCUUCUUUCUUUCCCUCUUUCUAUCUCUAAAUGUCUACUGUAUGCGACUGCAACUGUGUUUUAAUGCUUGUGCACUUAACCAUUAA